CGAAAACGACGACGCGACGACGACGCCUUACGCAACAAUUAUUAAUCGAAGUGAAAAUAGAGACAGUGCUUAUUUGGUCUUUAACAGAUUCGAUGAUGAUAAAUUUUAAUUGAUUAAAAAAAAAAGUUGUAUAUUUUUGAAAGUCAAUUUUAAUGAGAUAUUAGCGAAACAAUUAUUUAUUAUCUAAGCGCUGAUGUUUUUUUUCUGUUUUGAUUCUCAUGAUGUUGUGUGUUCUCGCAGAAGAGAGAGUAAAUGGACCUAAGAAAUAAGUUUACGUUGGCAUUUGUUGUGGUGACAUUAUUUUCAUUGGAUCCUAUUGAUGGUGACGGAUUGCGACUGCCGGAUCAACAAUCAACACCAAAUAUUCAUCCUUUACAACAGAUUCAUCUGCAGCAACAACAACAACAACAAAUACCUCAGCCACAACAACCUCAAGUUAUUAACAAUGGAGGAGUACCAAAUUUUGGCGAUGAACGUGGUAAUCGUCAAGGCAAAGGACUUCUGGACUUAUUUGGACUUGGAACUGGAGCAAAUGUUGAUCCUUAUGUAGCAAAAACAAAUCAAAAUUGUUUAACUGGUGAUUUAUCCGAGUGUUUCAAGACACACGCAUUAACUAGUUUUGAUGAAAUAUUCGCUCGAGAUGCAUAUUCACUUUCGGACUUUGCUCGUGUUGUAAGAACACCAGAAUCUCAACAAAGAUCACUUUUUGAUGAACCAUUUGAAUUUUCAUCGGAAUCUAGAGAAACUGAUAGUGAAUGGGAUCAAUUGGUCAAAUAUGCAAUGAGGAGAGCUGAAAGAUUCAUCAAAACGACGGCCUUAGAAGUUCAAGUUCCCGAAGAGCUAACCGAGGGUGGAAGAUAUCAGGCGCGUUUCAUUGGAGACAUUGACAGUGAAAUUGAUGUCAUUGAAGACAAGCAUGCCCCAUUACUAAAUCGCAAAAAGUUGAAGAAACUCUUCAUUCCCCUGCUUUUGGUUUUGAAGAUUUUCAAGUUGAAACUCCUGCUCUUCCUGCCUUUCAUCUUGGGCAUUGCUGGACUUAAGAAAAUACUUGGACUCGCUGCUGUUAUUUUACCCGGACUUUUUGCAUACUUUAAAUUUUGUCGCCCCCAAGGAUUAGGUGCCGGUGGAUUUGGUGGAAUAUUCAAUCAGAAAAACAAUUUCCCAGAAUACAGCCAACAAGGAAUCGGAUCGGCAAGCUACCAUCACCAUGAACACUUUGAUGGCGGUAAUCCAUUCUAUCGUCAGGAGCCGUCAUUUGCAAAACCCUACACAGAAUAUUACAGUAAAAAUACCAACACUAAUAAUGGCAUAAGCUUUGGUGAACCAACGCACCAUCAAGAUUUAGCAUAUCAAGGAUAUUCACAACAUCAGUACAGUAGAAGUAACAACAAGGACAUUAAGAGCACAAACUAGGGAUAAUUUAUUCAGUCUAUAUAUUUAUUCAUUUCAAUUUGCUGCCAUUGUUGUUCGUAAAGAAGUGGAAAGAGAUAAAUAUUUUAUUUUCUGUUUUCCAUUUUACGUUUAUUUAAGUUUGAUUAUUUAAAAUCUUAUGUUAACAAUUGUAUUUAUUAAAGAAUGUAUUAAAUGAGUUUUAAGAAGAA
Eupeodes corollae is the source of this 1601-nucleotide messenger RNA. RefSeq lists its product as uncharacterized. Lineage: Eukaryota; Metazoa; Arthropoda; Insecta; Diptera; Syrphidae. The record is from RefSeq and is a predicted model, not a curated record. The transcript is spliced from 5 exons. The coding region runs from base 253 to 1413 and encodes 386 amino acids.